UAAAGCGGUGAUACGACAGAGUCGCCGUGUGAAAGAAAGUUUGGUUGGUGGUGAGAACAGGAGAGGAGUUGGCGCGUCGGAAAAAUCGUGGUUGGUGAAUCGUCGAACGAGGAGCAGCUCGGCUGCUCCUCGACCGAAGCGAACCAGCAUCACGCGGAACGGGGACCUGUCCGGAACGAGAACGAAGAGGUCGAGAUCGUGUGACAACGGGCAAUUGACAUGGACACGGUUGUUGCAGUGGUUGUGCGCAGUGAAUUUGUUACGUACGUGCACGGUCCAACGUACUCCGUGAGACGCGACAACAGUUUACCCGACGAGUGACGACAGUGAGAGGCUCGCCAACGACUCGGCCGAUCGAUCAAUCCUGGAUCGACGGGAUUUUUCUCGUCGGCUGGUUUCGGCAGCCGAACGAGUGAGAAUCGUGGUCGCCGCGAAGAGAAGAGGAAGAGAUCGAGCCGAUAGUAUGCGUUGACCGGUGCCGUUGGUCCCGAGUUGGUCCCGUAUCUCGAGGACGCGUCUGUCCACGUGGCGAGAGAAGACGAACGACAGGGCGAGCAGGGAUAUAGGAUAAAAGAAAGGAGGAGGCGCAGGUGGAGGAGGAGGAGGAGGUGGAGAGGGAGAAGGAGAAGGAGAGAAAGAGGGAGAGGAGAGGAAAGAAAAGGGAAGAAGGAAAGGAACGCGGUCGUCGACGAAGGGACGGUCGAUGGAUCACGGAGCGAUGGAUAGCGCUUCUGACCACAGCAGCCGCGCCAGCCCCGUAACCGGCAGUCCGAAACAUCCGCACAGCCCGUCGGCUCAGCAAGGUCAGCAACAGCUUCACGGGUCCCAGCACCAGCCACCGGCGUCCCAUCAACAGCCUCAUCCGCGGGACCAGAUCCGCGAGCAACAAUCCCAACAGCAACAGCACCGCGGCGUUCCCACGCCGGGAUCGCCGACCAGAGGCUCGCCGCCCCAAGGACUUCCGUUGAGUCCUCCGCCUCUUUCCGCCGGAGGAGCACCCGGCGCACCGCCAGGCAUGGUGCCCCGUAUGCCGGGCCUGCCGCCGCCGGGGCUAGGACUGUUGGGACAACUGGGCGGCAUGCUGAGCGGUCAUCACGGCUCGCCGCUCGAGCUGAUGGCCGCCCAUCACGCUGUUCUACCUCCGAGAUCGUACAACAGCCCUCCGCCGAUCAGCACCAGCGAUCCGACCGCGAACGAGUGCAAGCUGGUCGACUACCGCGGGCAAAAGGUGGCCGCGUUCAUCAUCGCCGGGGACACGAUGCUCUGCUUGCCGCAGGCGUUCGAGCUGUUUCUCAAACACCUCGUUGGCGGCCUGCACACCGUCUACACCAAGCUCAAGAGGCUCGAUAUAGUGCCGUUGGUGUGCAAUGUCGAACAGGUUAGGAUUCUGCGUGGACUCGGAGCCAUCCAGCCGGGCGUCAAUCGAUGCAAGCUGCUCAGCUGCAAGGACUUCGACAUACUCUACAGGGACUGCACCACGGCCAGCUCCAGGCCGGGAAGACCACCGAAGAGAGCUUCAGUCGGUUUGAGCCUCGCAGCCAGCCACUUGGCCGCUGCCACCACCGGCCACCACCCCCAGCAUUCGCUCAAGAAGCACAGAAUGGACAACGGGGAUUACUACGAGAACGGGCAUUUGGAUGUGCCGAGGAUGGAGAAGUCGCCGCUGCUUGCGAACGGGUACAACCAUCCGCCCACGCACCUCAGUCACAUGCAAUUCAUGCAACUGGGCGGACAUCCGGGCGCAGGACACACGGCCAUCCUGUCGCCGGCCAGUCUGCCGCAUCAUCUGCAGGCGCAGGCACAGGCGCGGGCCGAGCAGGGGCUCAAGGUGAACCCGAACAUGUCCAACAUGGAGGCGCUGGCGAGGUCCGGGACGGUUUGGGAAAACUGCCGUGCUGCCUACGAAGAUAUUGUCAAACAUCUCGAAAGGCUCCGCGAGGAGAGAGGAGACGCCGAGAGGGCACUCGCGUUGGACCAAAAACCCAGGGAUCUGAGCUCGCACAAUGGUUCCUCGAACGGGCACAGUCCCGUGCUCAACCUGUCCAAGACGGCGGGAAGCGGAAGCGUGGGCGAGCACUCCGGAAGCGAGGCAGAGGCGUCGCACCGUUCCCAAGACGACGAGGAGGAGGACGACAAUCUGUCCGAGGACCUGGACGACGACAACGAGAAGGACGAAGAUCUGUCGGACGUGCCGGAGAACCUGCCGUUGCCCGCGCCAGGAUCGGAGAGUCCUCAGGCCCUCAACUAUUCCCAGAUCGCCUCCGCGGCGGUUGCCGUUUCACAGGGGGGCCAGGAUCCCUCGGUCUCGAGUACGGAGACCCUGCUCAGGAAUAUCCAGGGCCUGCUCAAGGUCGCGGCAGACAACGCGAGGCAGCAGGAAAGGCAAAUCAACUACGAGAAAGCCGAGUUGAAGAUGGACGUUCUCCGAGAGAGGGAGGUUAAGGACAGUCUCGAGCGACAGCUUCAGGACGAGCAGAAGGUUCGAGUGAUGUACCAAAAACGGCUAAAGAAAGAACGAAGGGCGAGGAAACGCCUGCAGGAGCAACUGGACCUGGAGAUCAAGAGGCGCACGCAGCUCGAGGAGGCGUUGAAGGCAACGGGGGCUUCCUCCGAGCAAGUCAGAGCGAUUACCGAAAACGUGACGGUGGAGGCACGCACGAGUUCGGAGCCACCGGAAGCCAGUCCGGUACACUCGCAGUCGCAGCAACAGCCUUCGCAGCAACAGUCGUCCCAGCAACCCCUUCAACAGCAGCAACAGGCCCAACAGUACAGGGAGGCCCAGGUGCCGCGCCCCUCCCAACAACCCUCCACCCCCGAGAAACCGGCAUGGGGAUACGGGUUGGACCUGAUCGGCAGCCAAGCGUCCGCCUUCUGGCAGAACUACCAAGAAUCGCUGGUGCAAGAACUCGAGCUGGAGAGAAAAUCGCGGCAGCACCAGGCGGCCGAGAGGGACCAAGUCAAGUCUCCUCUUCAAGAAUCACGGACGGGUUAUUACAAGAACUCGGUUCUGUUCACGAGCGCAACCUAGAAGAGGAGGGCGGAGGAAGGAAGAAGAGGGGCAGAGCGCGUUCCAGCGAGCAGCCAAAACGAGUGAGAUCGAGAUCGAUCGGUGGAUGGGAACGCAGCGAGGGGGGAAAGUGUGCGCCCCCGCUGGCCGUCGAGGAAAAUCGG
Molecule: messenger RNA, 3171 nt
Organism: Apis mellifera (honey bee)
Lineage: Eukaryota; Metazoa; Arthropoda; Insecta; Hymenoptera; Apidae
Gene: dac
Product: dachshund homolog 2
Exons: 12
Coding region: 704-3028 (774 amino acids)
Source: RefSeq, a predicted model, not a curated record